Serpula lacrymans var. lacrymans S7.9 is the source of this 2485-nucleotide messenger RNA. RefSeq lists its product as uncharacterized. Gene Ontology annotation, biological process: phospholipid biosynthetic process. NCBI's taxonomy places the organism in Eukaryota, Fungi, Basidiomycota, Agaricomycetes, Boletales, Serpulaceae. The record is from RefSeq and is a predicted model, not a curated record. The transcript has 9 exons. Bases 54 to 1907 code for a protein of 617 amino acids. Gene Ontology annotation, molecular function: glycerone-phosphate O-acyltransferase activity; glycerol-3-phosphate O-acyltransferase activity. Gene Ontology annotation, cellular component: endoplasmic reticulum membrane.
ACUGGAAUUUGUACUAGUAACAUUCCUCAAUUUCUUGAAGAUCUCUCGUAUCGAUGUCGGACGUGAAGGUGUUGCACAGAGUCAUACGUCGCCUUGCUGGCUGGGCAGUAUGGUCUUUCUUUACGGAGGUGCAUGUAAUAGGUGGAGAAAACGUUCCUGUGGAGGGUCCUAUCAUAGUUACAGCGACGCAUCAUAACAUGAUGCUGGAUCCUGCUAUUCUUUCAUCGGCGUUUCCACAUAGGCGCAUUCUCCACUACUGGAGCAAAGCUACCCUAUUUGCAAACCCGGUCUUGAAGUACAUUCUUUACAGCUCAGGCAAUAUUCCCGUUGAUAGGAAGAGCAAAGACCGACAAAUAUUGUUCAAGGGGACUUUUGAUGCUCUUGGAAAAGGUUACGCUGUCGCACUGUUCCCAGAAGGCACAAGCUAUACAGAGCCUCGCAUUAUGCAAGUGAAGGACGGUGCUGCCUGGGCCGCACUAGAAUAUACAAAGUGGAUUCAAGAGAAUGGUAUUUCAGGAUCGCCGCAAGCCCCUAUUGUUAUUGUCCCGGCUUCAAUCGUCUACACUAACAAAUCCAAGUAUAGAAGCGAUGUCAUCAUGGAAUUUGGUCAGCCCAUCACGAUGGAUCUUUACAAAGAACAAUUCCUCUCUGAUAUAGAGGGUGCUCCUCGCGCGGCGGUGAAACGCCUCACUAGCGCCAUUGAAUCAGAAUUGGUGGAAGCCACAAUAAACGCUCCUGACUGGGACACGUUAUACGCCGCUCGAAUGGCUAGAGAUCUCCUCUGGCAAGACGAUAGGUCUAUCAAUUUGGAUGACUUUGUCCCAAUCUCGCAAACUUUGGUAGAUUUAUUUGCGACGACAGAUGUUACACCAAAUUUCAUUUCAGUGAGGAACCGACUCUUGGAAUAUUAUUCCCUCCUUCAAUCUAUGAACUUGACAAAUUCGGUGCUGUCUUCACUACCUCUUCCGAGGACGCUUGAUCCGCACAAUCCUACUCCCAUUCCAAGCCGACUUCUCACGCUCUCCAUUCUAGUCCGCGAUACGCUCGCUAUCGUGAUCCGCCUACCCUUUUUUCUGUUUCCUUUCAUAGUGCACACUCCUGUUUACAUUAUGGGGCGGCUUGGUGCUCGACUAGUCGAAGAUGAGGAAGAAACUCAAGCACAAAAUAAGGUCGUGUUUGGGCUCCUAUUUCUCUUAAUGAUCUACCCAGCUGCAUUCUGGUUGUUAUGGGCUCUCUUUUGGUAUACGAGCACCGGCGCUCUGAUUUCUGCGGCAACUGUCUGGUUGUUUGCAUUCUACCACAACAAGCUUAUCAACGAUAAUUACCAACACUUGAAACGUGUGGCCGCUGCGUGGCAAGUUCUGGUUGGAGUCUGGGCACCGAAGCGAUGGGAAAUGCCUGUGAAUGCCCUAUCACAAUACACAACCCCACAGAUACCUCCUGAAAAUCCUUGGAUCGAUAAAAAGAAGAGCAUCACCGCGCCCUCCCCGGAUCAAGAGCCUCCGGCUAAGGUUCGCCCCAGGCGCCGCCCCUCGUCGAGGAGAAUUAUGAAGCAUGUACUCAGGGCUCGUGGAGAAGCCGUCAAAGCACUAUUGAGCUUUUUGAGUCAGCUGGAAUCCACUCCCGAUACCAAGCGUGUUAAAGCAUCCCUCCACUUAGCCAAGAUAUAUGGGUGGACAGAUGCCACUGAUGGCUCAGAGACACCAGAGGGGUGGAGGAGUGCGAAAGAGGUGACUGCUUUCUUGCGACGCAAAGGGGCUAAGAUUGCCUCAUUGCAAGAGCAUAUCGAGGGCGAUUGGGCUGCUUUGAGCAGCGAAGGGGAAGAAGAAGGGACCCCUAACGAGGAUAGUGAUGUGGGGGACAAAGACGACGACAUCGUCUGGAUCCCUUCCGGCCAACACGAGUGAUGACCCUUUCCGUGACUGGGGUUUAAUGGAACCUUGCCUAUUGGAUGGAAUUUCAUACAGUAUUUGAUACGCGAUUUCUUGAUGCCUACGCUAACUUUGGAUAUAUUGCACGUUAAUCACAUGUGGACAGUUCCUAUGAAUGCUGUAUCGAUGAUACUUUGUGUCGCGUUUCCAGCACGUCAACGUUGCUGCAACCUCAUUAAGACUAAGCUGAAAACGCUCGAUAUGUGCGUUAGAAGGGAAACGUUAACGCUGUAUCAAAGCCGUUUUGGGUGUAUCGGUGAUAAGCAGAAUUGACGCAUAGCACAAGGAACAAAGGCCUCAAGAGAGAUAAAGCGGACAACAAAGGGGGUGUAACAGACAGCACGUUAGAUACGACCGCAUCGCUGGAUAUUAAGGGCAGAUACAAUAUGCUUUGUCCAAACUUAGCACUAUCGAUAGAUCCGGAAGUCUGGUUACCCACAUUCAUGAUGGCUCGUAAAAACAGAGCACCGCAGCAGAAUAAGACCAAACCAGAACGAUGAAUCUUCAACUUUUUGAAAUCCACUCAUUGUGGAUGCGAAUAUGAGAUAGACAUG